Effrenium voratum is the source of this 585-nucleotide messenger RNA. The record is from the annotation of a GenBank genome assembly. NCBI's taxonomy places the organism in Eukaryota, Dinophyceae, Suessiales, Symbiodiniaceae.
AUGGAUGCGGCUUGCUGGGCGCAUGUGCGGCGCAAAUUCUGCGAUCUGACGGGGCGCGGCACUGCGCCGAUUACCGAGCAAACCUUGGAGCGGAUCGGCGCGCUUUACGACAUCGAAAAGGCCAUUCGAGGAUCGCCGCCAGAAAGACGGCUGGAGAUCCGCCCGUCGGAGAGCAAACCGGUGUUUGAGGAUUUGCACCGGUGGCUGAAGGCGCGCCUUGGCGAGGUAUCGGGGAAAUCCGGAACGGGGGAAGCAAUCCGCUAUGCGCUCAAUCGCUGCCUGGCUCUCGGGCUGUUCCUUGAAGACGGCACGAUAGAAAUCGACAACAACGCUGCGGAACGGUCCAUCCGUCCGAUCGCCCUUGGCCGCAAGAACUGGCUGUUUGCCGGAUCGGACAAGGGCGGAGAGCGCGCCGCCGGUAUCCUGUCGCUGAUUGAGACCGCCAAACUCAAUGGCCUCGAUCCGGAAGCCUAUCUGCGCGAUGUUCUCACCCGCAUCGCCGUUCAUCCGGUCAACCGGAUCGAUGAACUGCUGCCAUGGACCUUUGCUGUCAAAGGCAACCUGAACAAAGGAAAUCUGAAUUGA